AUGUCUAACUUCCACCUGUGUUUGCUACUUGCUGGUCUUUGUGCACUUGCCAGCUGUCAUCAUGUCCCCGGACACCAGGGUGGCCACGAUGGGCAUGAACAUCCAGAGGAUGAGCACCCCCACCCUGAAAGUCACCAGGAGAGUGGCCAUAUGCCCUGCCUCAAGAUAGCCCCAAACAGUGCUGACUUUGCCUUUAAAUUCUACCGCCAGAUAGCUCCCGAGGCUGCUGGCAAAAACAUUUUCUUUUCUCCAGUGAGCAUUUCCACCGCCUUUAUGCUCGUGACCCUGGGCGCUAAUGGGGUCACGCUAGAUCAGAUUUUUUCAGGGAUGGGCUUUAACCAGUCUGUGAUGAGCAAGAAGGAGAUAGAUGAUGGUUUCCACCACCUCCUACAAUUGCGGAACCGGCCACAGGCUCAAAUUGAACUGAGUAUUGGGAAUGCCAUUUUCUCAACCGACAGAUUCCCAGUAAAACAGAAGGCCAUGGAUGAGGCUCGUGAAUUGCUUCAUGCAGAUGUUAUGCAUGCUGAUUUCCAGAACACCAAAGAUUCUGUGAACCAGAUCAACAGCUACGUAGAGAAGAAAACCAAUGGGAAAUUAGUGGAAGUUGUCAGUGAUCUUGACCCAGACACUGUAAUGGUUCUUUUAAACUAUAUCGUCAUGAAAGGUUAUUGGGAAAAACCUUUUGAUCCCCAGAGCACUCGGAAGAGGGACUUCUUCGUCAAUAAUGAAACGACAGUGCAAGUGGAUAUGAUGCACAGAGACGGCUAUUAUUAUACCUAUCGUGAUGAAGAGCUGGGCUGCAAGGUGGUGCGGAUCCCAUACCGAGGCAACGCUUCGGCACUCUUCAUUCUGCCUGACAAAGGAAAACUGCACCAGGUGGAACAGGCACUGGGGCCAGAAGCUUUGUUAAGAUGGAAGACUUCCGAAAGACAACAGAGAAUAGACCUGUCACUUCCAAAGGUCACAAUGAGGACAAGUUAUGAUGUCAAAGAACUAAUUAAAGGAUUGGGUGUUACUGAGGUAUUCACAGACCAAGCAGAUCUAACUGGAUUCACUGAGCAGCGCAAGUUGAAGAUUUCAAAGGUUGUCCACAAAGCUUAUUUGAAUAUCCAUGAGAAUGGCACUGAAGCUGCUGCCACAACCGUCAUCGAAAUGGUCCCAACUUCUCUCCCCCCUCGAGUUGCAUUCGAGAGGCCCUACCUGGUAGUGGUUGUAGAGCACCUUGCCCAUGCCCUCUUGUUCGUCGGGAGAGUUGUGAAUCCUAAUGAACACUAA
Gekko japonicus is the source of this 1275-nucleotide messenger RNA. RefSeq names its product alpha-1-antiproteinase-like. Gene Ontology annotation, molecular function: serine-type endopeptidase inhibitor activity. Lineage: Eukaryota; Metazoa; Chordata; Lepidosauria; Squamata; Gekkonidae. The transcript has 4 exons. The record is from RefSeq and is a predicted model, not a curated record. The coding region runs from base 1 to 1275 and encodes 424 amino acids. Gene Ontology annotation, biological process: negative regulation of endopeptidase activity.